CUCACCUAUAAAAACAGAAAGCGAUUCACAGUCUAGCACACAGAUCGAUUGAAUUGUUAAGCAGCCUACAUACAAGUCUCCUUGUCUUUCACCAUGAAAUUCCAGGUAUUGAGCAUGUUGGCUGUUGUUAUUUUGAUGUUGUCUUUGGCUUUGGCGAAACCCAUGCCAGCUAAAUCCAGCCCAGAUGCUGGGAUUGAGGCACAGCGGCGAUUACAACAACAAAUUGAAAAAGAAUUCGGAGAGGAGGAAUGGUUCGAGGGCUUGAAUGGUUUUAUCAACAAGUUUGUUCAGCAGGAAGAAGCUUUGAAAAGCCUCUCUAAAUCCACUACAAGUCCUGGAUCCAAAACCGUUCCACCUUCCCACGCCGUUACCUCUAAAGCUAAGAAACCAGAAGCUCCCCAGGCAACAACCAAGAAAACCAUGUCUAAACCUGAAAAGGAAACAGCACCGAAAGCUGACAAGUCGGUAACAGCUAAAGAGGCCAAAACGGUGCCACCUAAGGCUGCUAAACCUACGAGCCCUUUACCUGUUAAAUCAAAUGCCAAACGGACAGGUGCUUAAUUUAACUAAUGAUCUUAACCUUU
Daphnia carinata is the source of this 584-nucleotide messenger RNA. Its product is annotated as histone H1.3-like. The transcript is spliced from 2 exons. NCBI's taxonomy places the organism in Eukaryota, Metazoa, Arthropoda, Branchiopoda, Diplostraca, Daphniidae. The record is from RefSeq and is a predicted model, not a curated record. Bases 94 to 561 code for a protein of 155 amino acids.